Erinaceus europaeus (western European hedgehog) is the source of this 1666-nucleotide messenger RNA. RefSeq names its product break repair meiotic recombinase recruitment factor 1 (gene BRME1). Lineage: Eukaryota; Metazoa; Chordata; Mammalia; Eulipotyphla; Erinaceidae. The record is from RefSeq and is a predicted model, not a curated record. The coding region runs from base 586 to 1446 and encodes 286 amino acids. The transcript is spliced from 6 exons. Gene Ontology annotation, biological process: double-strand break repair involved in meiotic recombination.
GUAAUGCCAGGGCUGGAACCCAGGACCUCACACCUGCCAGUCUAGUGCUUUGCUCACUUUGCCCCACCAGCUCCCGGGCUGCCCCUCCAUUUUCUCUCUCUCCCCUCUAGCUCCCCGGAUGCAGACACAGGUGCUGGCCCCAAGCUGCUCUGGACGACGGGAAAUGAGAAUGGUCCUCCGCCCCCUUCCCAGAGCUCAGCCGCAAGGUUUGUCCCCCAGUUUGCAAAGCCCCAGAGGACGUGGGCCAGGCCUGCAGAGACGAGGGCAGAGAACCCACAGAGCCCGGAACUCGAACCCAGCGCUGGGGAAACAGGAAGUCAGCCGGCUGAAGAGGAGGCUCCCGGGCUCUCAGACCUGAGCGGGGCUGUGGAAGGUCCAGGGCAGCUCCAGGGAGGCCCCCAGCUUCCCUCAGCGGCCCCCCAAGUCCUCCCAGAGCUGGGGACCCCGCCCCCGGCCACAGAGCCCACCAGCCAGGCCCUUGGGGGGGAGUGGGGGCUUCUUCCCAGCUGCGAUGCCCCAGAGAAAGUUCCAGACCCAGCAGCCACUCAAGAGGGAGAGGCUCCCCAGGGAAGCUGGGCCCAGAAGAUGGAAGAGAGCCCAGCUUGUAACUCUGCCUCCAGGCAGCCCUCCAGGAGCCGCCCCCUUCAGUGCGCCCCCAAUGAUGUGGACAAGGGGCUCCCUGAGCCAGAACAGAGAACCCCAGAAGAGCCCCCCCUCUCCCUGGGGAAUCCAGGAGGCCACCCAGGGGAGGCAGGGAAGGAGGACGAGCCCCCCAGCCACCUUUCGGGGGAUCCUCCAGUCUCCCCAUCUGUGAGGCCUGAGAUCUCUCAGCCCGAGAGCGGAGGGGCCCCAGACCUGCAGAUGGGCCUGGGGGCACCCCAGAUGCAGGAUGCAGGCCCGCAGGGAGCCGUGUGCACCCCACAUCUGCCACCAGCGUCCCCUGAAAUAAAGUCUGCCAACAUAAGCCCCCUAAGCCUCGAACCCGAGCUUCUGCACCUCAUUCUGUCCCCGGGGACCCCUGCCCCACCGCCAGACACUCCUCCCAGGGAGACCGGCUCUGGCCAGGGUCCCCCAGACGCCCCCACGGACUGGCAGGAGCCACCGCUGGACGUUGCAGACAUGGCCGCCCUGUGGGGGGGCUCUCCGGGCCAGGAGCUGGACUUCCCGCCUGACAGCCCAAUGGGGGACGCCCCUGAAGGCCCGGCUUCUGAAACCCCGUCGGAGCAGAUGCCAGCAGAGGGCAGGUGGGGAUCCCCCACCCAGGAGCAACCCCCCACCCAGGUCCGGCGCAGCCCCCGAGUGGAGGACCCCGUCUUGGAGGAUGCCAGCGACAUCGUGCGCGGCCUGGUGGUGGAGCUGUCGAAUCUCAACCGGCUUAUCAUGAGCUCUCAGCGUGACCUGGAGGCCUUCCGGCGCCUCAGCUCCCGGAGGGGCUCCUUCACCUAGAACACCCCCUCAACCCGGGGCCCAGCCCCCCACGCCAGUCCAGGGCCCCCCAUCCAAGAACCCCAGAGUCCCAGGGGCCUCCAAGCUCUGCCCUACCCCAGGUUUAUCUAUUUCUCAGACGGAAAAAGAGGUCCCUUCAUGUGUGUUUGUGGGGGCCUCUUGGUACACCCCCCCCCCCCGAUUUCCAUCUUCUCUCCUUUCAAUUUGUCAAGGCCAGACC